AUGAGUCGUUCCUGUGACUCGCCAUCUUCGGAGGAAUGCAAAGUCCGUCCGGCGGAUUUUUCCUACACAGCAAAACAAGAUGAUUACCGUGUACAUCGGUGUUAUGUUUGUCAAGAAACCUUUUUAUCCAGUAACGAUUUACAGAAACACCUUCGUCAACAAUGUUUUCCGCCAGAUAUCCGCGAACAGAUCCAGAGGUUGACACGACAUAUCGAGAACCCGAAACAACGACAACAAGUACAACAAAUUCUAUGGCGACACGGACAAUUAUUUGACCUGCGUCAACCAUCUAUAAUCAAAAUAACAGUUCGUCAUGCUAUCGAAACAAGAAAUCAUCCACCCGUAUAUACUCCGGCAUAUCGAGUCUCAUAUAAGGAUGAGCAAAUACAGCGUGAUGAAAUUAAUAAAUUGUUAAAACAAGGAAUAAUCGAGGAAUCCACCUCUCCGUGCUCAUCACCUAUCGUUCUCGUUCGGAAGGAUGGAUCUCUGCGAUUUUGUAUCGAUUUUCGAAAGCUCAACAGUAUAACCACAAAAGAUGCAUUCCCAAUUCCUCGAAUCGAUGAUAUUUUCGAUCAUUUAGCACAAGCUGAAUAUUACACCACGACUGACUUGAAGUCAGGUUAUUUUCAAGCUGGACUUGAUCCGAAAGAUCAUCCAAAAACAGCAUUCUCCACCCGAGAUCAACAUCUUCAAUUCACCGUAUUACCUCAAGGCGUUACAAAUGGACCGCCAGCAUUCAACCCNUAG
Molecule: messenger RNA, 747 nt
Organism: Didymodactylos carnosus
Lineage: Eukaryota; Metazoa; Rotifera; Eurotatoria; Philodinida; Philodinidae
Source: the annotation of a GenBank genome assembly